Peronospora farinosa is the source of this 561-nucleotide messenger RNA. NCBI's taxonomy places the organism in Eukaryota, Oomycota, Peronosporomycetes, Peronosporales, Peronosporaceae. The record is from the annotation of a GenBank genome assembly.
AUGAGUCGAUCUUACAGUGCCCGCUGUAAAACAAAAGGACGGCUGUCUUUUCAUCUGUAUGCAGGUGCAAGUCAAACGAUUCGUUUUCAUCUCGUGGAAAAGCUCCGCCUUCGUUUUCCGUUCUGUAUACAAUACAACCUCACCCCAAAACGCAUGGAGGCUACAGUAUGGACUGUAACUAAGGGGCACGAGCUUGAUGCUAGCAAGUGUGUCGCACUCAUGCGUGAGUCAAAGACUUGGCAGAGCGUCGAUUGUCAAGCUGCCAACUUGGUACCAGCAUGUGUUGACAUGAAAAACCCACGUCUUUGGCAGCUUGGAAGUGUGUCGGUCGUUGAAGCCGACGCAGCUUUCGCCUGUUCUGCUCUGUCUGCAUCAGAAUUAAAGUAUUCAGCCCCAGCCUCGGGAUAUGAGAAUGAACUGUUGCGCAGUCAAUUGAUUGAGCACGCGCCUAGAUCGAUUGCAGGCGUGUGGUUGAACGCAAAAGCUUUCGUCUCGGAAGUUGCAACCGUUGCUCAGCAACUGAAGGUGUCACCAAUUGACGACAUUAUCUCGGUGGAAUAA